AAGAUCUGAAGGGGAUUUUUGCUCUAUCUCUGCUCAGAUGGUGUGACCGGGGCAGAGACAUGUCAGAGGAGAGCACAACUCAUCCAGUGGACCUGGAGCCACCGGAGGGUGACACUGAGCCCAGCAUGCUCCUGCAGAAGCUCAAAAACAACAUCUCCAAACAAGUCCAGACCAAAGUAGAGCAGAUUUUAACGGACGUGCAGCGCUUCUCGGACAAUGACAAACUGUAUCUGUACCUUCAGCUGCCCUCAGGCCCCAGCUGUGGAGAUAAGAGUGGGGGAGACUGUGGCUCUCUGAACACAGCCGACCAGCUUCACACCUGUAAUUGGAUCCGGAGUCACCUGGAGGAGCACUCAGACACCUGUCUACCCAAACAGGAUGUCUAUGAGACCUACAAGCGUCACUGUGAAAACUUGCAGCAUCGUCCGCUCAGCGCCGCAAACUUUGGAAAAAUCAUCAGAGACAUUUUCCCAAAUAUCAAAGCCCGAAGACUGGGAGGAAGAGGCCAGUCCAAAUACUGUUACAGUGGGAUCAGGAGGAAGACGGUGCUGAACAUGCCUCUGCUGCCCAACCUCGACUUGAAGAAUGACCCGUCAGAGCUGACGGAGCUGGUGCAGACGUACAAACACGAGGUGACAGAGGCGGCGUGUGAGCUGAUUUGUGAUUGGGCGCAAAAGAUUUUGAAGCGCUCCUUUGACACUGUGGUGGAGAUCGCACGCUACCUGAUCCAGGAGCACAUCGUUAACCCACGCUGUGCCCAGGCCGAACUUGUGACGGGCGCCGCACUGGCAGGGUGUCCUGCUAAACCGUACAAAGUGAUAAAGAAGACCUCUGGUGUCUCUAAACCGGACUCGGACUCUGCCUCAGAUCCAAAGAAGGAUUCGGGCGACUCGUGUGUUUCUGCACUGAAGGACCGAGUCAAACCGUCUGAGCCUCAAGCCCGUCCAGCAGUGGGGCGCCGCCUACAGGUGGAGGCAUUCAUGAAGAAGUUGCCGACGAUCCUGCCGCGUAGCUCUCUCCCAGACUCUCUCUCCGUUCGAUCGUCACCUCCAUCUCUUGCUCCUAAAGACGCCUCGGGGGCCACGGCGUCGGCUAAUCCUGCUAAUUCAGCUAACGCUCCAGCCGGGGGAGCUGGGGUCAAGGUCAUUGCCAUGGCUGCACUGCAGCCACAGCAGCAGGGGGCAGUGCCGCUCAUGAUCCUGCCUCAGGGCUGUUUGUCAUACGAGAGAACAGAGAAGAUGGCCCCGGCCCCAAACAGCUCAGGGCCGGCGUGCCCCGCCCCCUCCGCUGCAGCGCACACUUCAGUCGUGCAGAAGGUAAAGAGACGCCUGGAGAACACUCCCCUCACCACCAACGCCGCGACGCCCAUCAAGCGCAAACGAGGACGCCCUAGGAAGCCCCGCCCUGAGGAGGUCACAUCCCCUGCACCACUUCCUCCCCAGGCCCCGCCCUCCAUCAUCACCUCAGUGACGGGCGGUGUGAUCCAAAAGGCCACAUCCACCCAAAGUGUCUCUGGCUCCUCUGUGGUGGAGCUAUUGAUCCAGGACCCGGGGCUCGUGUUUGGGCACCUGCCACCCGACAGGAGCAUGGUCCUGGGAGCGCCGCCUGACAGGAGUGUGGUCCUGGGAGCACCACUUGCCAUUGAGACGGAAAAACCGCCGCGCCCCGUCCUCCUACUCCAGAAUCCCAACUGGGAGCUGCCGUCCAGCCACAUGGUCGAGGUCAUCCAGAAAGCGCCACGACCCGGGCACUCUGCGCCGCCAAACCCAGCCCCUAACCCAGCCCCUAACCCAACCCCUAACCCCGCCCCCAACCCCGCCCUCAGCCCUGAGCGGGAAGUGGAGCUCACGCUGACGCCUGUAGAGCUGGAUCUGCCCCCAGCUAGCGUGGGGAGUCGGGCAGAGCCGGAGGGGGAGGGGCCUAAACCGGACGAGCACUGACACGAAACACCAUUCUGUGACUCUGGCUCUGAGGUCUGAACUGAGCACGAAUACAUGUACCACUACUGCAGUAUCAGUACUACAGUACCACUACUGCAGUAACAGUACUACAGUAACAGUACUGCAGUAACAGUACUACAGUAACAGUACUACAGUACAGCUUCUGCAUUAUCAGUACUGCAGUAACAGUGCUGAAGUACACCUACUGCAGUAAAAAUAUUACAGUUAAACCUCGGGGUAGGGUGGGUGUUGGUGGAAAUCCUGAAAACGGAAGAAUGAAGCUGACCCCAUUUUGUUUCUAUGUUCAGCUCUGCUCAUCUGCUCCAGGACUAAACCAGGACUAAACCAGGACUAAACCAGGACUAAACCAGGACUAAACCAGAACUGAAUCAGGACUAAACCAGGACUAAACCAGGACUGAACCAGGACUAAACCAGGACUAAACCAGGACUAAACCAGGAUUAAACCAGGACUAAACCAGGAUUAUACCAGGACUAAACCAGGAUUAAACCAGGACUAAACCAGGACUGUACCAGGACUAAACCAGGACUGUACCAGGAUUAAACCAGGACUGUACCAGGAUUAAACCAGGACAGUACCAUGACUGUACCAGGACUAAUCCAGGACUAAACCAGGACUUGAGGAGUUGAGCAGAACAGUCUCUGUAUUCGUGUUUUGUUUUUCCGGUCUGUCCCUGAAUGUUACACAUAUUCUAAGGUGCAGUGGGACAUAGCACAGUUCGGCACGGUUCGGCACAGAUGGGCACAGUUUGGUGCGGUUUGACAGUUACGGGUUUGAGAGACGCUCUUCCUGAUUUGUCUCUUUGUGUGAAAAAGGCAAUAAGCUCAGAGUGAUUAGAAGUUUGUGAAUGAGAUAAAUUAUUUAAACAUUCAUUUUAACACAAGUAAAUAUGAACUAUUCCACAUUACAAAGAUUUAAAACUGUUUAACUCAGAUGCCCUCCCUCCUCCUGUAUCCCUGUGUGUCAGAUGCCCUCCCUCCUCCUGUCUCCCUGUGUGUCAGAUGCCCUCCCUCCUCCUGUAUCCCUGUGUGUCAGAUGCCCUCCCUCCUCCUGUCUCCCUGUGUGUCAGAUGCCCUCCCUCCUGUCUCCCUGUGAGUCAGAUGCCCUCCCUCCUCCUGUAUCCCUGUGUUUCAGAUGCCCUCCCUCCUCCUGUCUCCCUGUGUGUCAGAUACCCUCCCUCCUCCUGUAUCCCUGUGUGUCAGAUGCCCUCCCUCCUCCUGUCUCCCUGUGUGUCAGAUACCCUCCCUCCUCCUGUAUCCCUGUGUGUCAGAUGCCCUCCCUCCUCCUGUCUCCCUGUGUGUCAGAUACCCUCCCUCCUCCUGUAUUCCUGUGUGUCAGAUGCCCUCCCUCCUCCUGUCUCCCUGUGUGUCAGAUGCCCUCCCUUCCUCCUGUAUCCCUGUGUCAGAUGCCCUCCCUUCCUCCUGUAUCCCUGUGUGUCAGAUGCCCUCCCUCCUCCUGUCUCCCUGUGUGUCAGAUGCCCUCCCUUCCUCCUGUAUCCCUGUGUCAGAUGCCCUCCCUCCUGUCUCCCUGUGUGUCAGAUGCCCUCCCUCCUGUCUCCCUGUGUGUCAGAUACCCUCCCUUCCUCCUGUCUCCCUGUGUGUCAGAUGCCCUCCCUCCUCCUGUCUCCCUGUGUGUCAGACGCCCUCCCUCCUCCUGUCUCCCUGUGUGUCAGAUGCCCUCCCUCCUUCUGUAUCCCUGUGUCAGAUGCCCUCCCUCCUCCUGUCUCCCUGUGUGUCAGAUACCUUCCC
Molecule: messenger RNA, 3709 nt
Organism: Periophthalmus magnuspinnatus
Lineage: Eukaryota; Metazoa; Chordata; Actinopteri; Gobiiformes; Gobiidae
Gene: rfx5
Product: regulatory factor X, 5
Exons: 11
Coding region: 60-1940 (626 amino acids)
Biological process (GO): regulation of transcription by RNA polymerase II
Molecular function (GO): RNA polymerase II cis-regulatory region sequence-specific DNA binding; DNA-binding transcription factor activity, RNA polymerase II-specific
Source: RefSeq, a predicted model, not a curated record